Messenger RNA from Melitaea cinxia (Glanville fritillary), 1493 nucleotides. RefSeq lists its product as uncharacterized. The record is from RefSeq and is a predicted model, not a curated record. The transcript has 8 exons. NCBI's taxonomy places the organism in Eukaryota, Metazoa, Arthropoda, Insecta, Lepidoptera, Nymphalidae. The coding region runs from base 1 to 1446 and encodes 481 amino acids.
AUGCGAGGAAAGCUUACAAAAGGCGCGCUGCUUUUGCACGACAAUGCGCCCGCGAACACAUGCCAGGUUGCGACGGCUGCCAUUCACCGGUGCGUUGAAUUUAUAACUAUGAUAAAUGGUACUAAACGACUUGUGAUGCAAGAUUACGUGUUCCACAAAUCUUACCACGGUUCGGGGACCAAGAACAGAAGAUGGAGGUGUUCAGCUCGACAGAAGGGUUGCAAGGCGUUGGUCAUCUUAGAUACGGAAGAAAAAAUAAUCAAGAGGUACCAGGCUAUGCUCAUAACCAUGAACAACGGUAAGGAGACUUUGCUUUAUUACGGUUACACAUUUUUCUUCCGAUAUGAAAUGAAGUCUGGGAAGAAAUGGGUCUGCACAAAGUUUCCAAGAUGCAAAGCCUUUUUAUGUGUCAAUAAAGACGAAACGAUCUAUCCUAGUUAUCCCGAACAUAAUCACGAGAAGAAAAAGUUAUACAAGUGUCCGAAUGCUAUGCUCAUAACCAUGAACAACGGUAAGGAGACCCUGCUUUAUUGCGGUUACACAUUUUUCUUCCGAUAUGAAAUGAAGUCUGGGCAGAAGUGGGUCUGCACAAAGUUUCCAACCUGCAAGGCAUUUUUAUGUGUCAAUAAAGACGAAAUGAUCUUCCUGAGUAAUCUCGAACAUAAUCACGAGAAGAAAAAGUUAUACAAGUGUCCGAAUGGUAGAUGGUUAUUUUCCGAUGCUUGCUGCGCAGUUCUCAUUCAGGACCAGAUUAUUACGAAGCAUAAAAUCCGGUUUCGAGAUAGCUCCUUGCAAGAGUGUCUUUACUCAGACCCCUUUCAGAAUAUUCCUGAAGAUGAAUUUUUAGCAAGAUUUCGCCUUGGAAAGGAAACCAUCAGGGGUCUGAUAGCAGAACUAAGUCCGUUUAUUCCGAGUCCACAGCGAAAAGAUGGCGUUUCUGUAGCGACAAAGGUAAUAAUAGCGCUAAGUUUCUAUGCUUCGGGUUCAUACCAAACGUGGAUUGGACUAGGUUCCCUCCUCAAUGUUUCUCAAGUAACGGUAUCAAGAGCCAUAAAACAAGUUACCGAUGCACUCAACAGCAUAUUCCCUAAAUAUGUAAAAAUGCCAGAUAAAAAACGAGAAAGAAAUGAAGUCAAAAGCAAGUUCUAUAAGAAAUUUCAUAUCCCAGGAAUUCUGGGAUGUAUUGAUGGAAUACAUAUUCCAAUAAAAAAGCCAAGCGUACACGAAGACGUAUAUAAGAACGGAAUGGGAUUUCAUUCCCUUAAUACUAUGCUGAUCUGCGAUUCUGACUUGAAUAUUUUAUGCGUGGAUGCCAGUAAUCCAGGAUUAACUACUGCUUCAAGUGUUUGGCAAAGUCACCCGUUAAAUGUGCAUUUGAAUGAGCUGGCUUCUAAUGGAGUGCAGGGGUUUUUAUUAGGUAUUGUUAUUGUUAUUAGAAUACCAUAGUGGUGUCAUACUUUUUUUUGGCUUUCAUAUUAUACUUCUACAGGGCA